Argentina anserina (silverweed cinquefoil) is the source of this 1428-nucleotide messenger RNA. RefSeq names its product E3 ubiquitin-protein ligase ATL42. Lineage: Eukaryota; Viridiplantae; Streptophyta; Magnoliopsida; Rosales; Rosaceae. The transcript has a single exon. Bases 59 to 1366 code for a protein of 435 amino acids. The record is from RefSeq and is a predicted model, not a curated record.
UUCAAAAGGGCACAUAUAAGCCAUAUGUGCUUUGUUGCUGACAGAAUGCUUGGGAAGGAUGAUUAGAAUCUUGGGUCAGUUUCAAGAUCAUUGGUUACCAACGUUUCGUUCGACGAGCUUGAUUCUUUUGCUUCUCUGUAGUUGUGUGCUCUUCAUGGAUGCUGAAGCACAACCUGGAGGCACUUUUGAGUCUCAGACACAAUCUAAUUUUCAACCAAGUGUUGCUGUGGUUAUAGGUAUUCUAACCAUCAUGCUUGCUCUGACUUUUGUUCUUUUGGUGUAUGCCAAGUUCUGCCACAGAAGACUUUCAGCUCAUGGCAACCAUGACUUGGAAGGGAGGCGUAUCGGCACAAGCUCUAGAUUUUCUGGUAUUGACAAGACAGUGAUUGAGGCACUUCCCUUUUUCAGAUUCUCUACUCUUAAAGGGUCAAAGGAAGGGCUAGAAUGUUCAGUCUGUCUAUCUAAAUUUGAAGAUAUUGAAGUCCUCAGAUUGCUUCCCAAGUGCAAGCAUGCUUUCCACAUUGAUUGCAUCGAUCACUGGCUUGAGAAGCACUCGAGCUGUCCUCUUUGCAGGCACAAGGUCAGUUCUGAGGACCUCACAUUCAUUGCAUACUCCAACAGUAUGAGACUCUUGUGGGAUAGCCAAUCGGAGCGGCAAGAAGACUCAAACAUUGAGCUCUUUGUUCAUAGAGAGGAAGACCACCGCGGCUCUUCAAGGUUCAGCGUGGGAAGCAGCUUUCGGAAGAUGGAGAAGUGUGUUGAUAAAGAAGAGGAACUAUUGAUCCAAGAAGAAGGUGGGAUUCUUAAAGAGGAGGAUGAUGACAAGGUCCUGCACAAGCACAAACACAGAAUUGUUGUGUCCGAUUUUGUGUUCCAGAACAGAUGGAGCAAUGUGAGCUCCUCAGACCUCAUCUUCUUGAACUCGGAGAUGCUUAAUACAAUGUCAAGCAGUAGAUUCUCCUCAUCAGCACGUUCGAAUAAUGAGCAGCUUUCGCCGAGGGAAGCAACAGGAAAUGAUGAGAUUAUGAAGAUUAGGGAGGAGAUGGAGAUGAAGAGAUUGUUCGAGAAAAAAGUCAGCAGCACAAUGAACAAAAACAGUACUACUUUUGCAGCUUCAGCCCUACCAACUCAUGCCUCGAGUUCUAUGAAUCAAGGUGAGAAGAGAUCAAUGUCAGAAAUCACUGGUCUUUCGAGAUUUGCAAACUGGGGUGUCAAGAACAGAACCAAAGAGCUUUCAUUGCUUGAUAGCAAUGUGAAAGGGGAAAGAACAAGGCGGCUUUGGUUGCCGAUUGCCCGAAGAACAGUCCAAUGGUUUGCUAAUAGAGAAAAAAGGUCUGAACAGCCUCCACAGUCUUCAAAUGUGUAAUUGCAACAUUGCAAAAACUCCUAGUACAUGUUCUGUUAAUGAAAGCAAUCAUUAGUUCCACA